Messenger RNA from Conger conger (European conger), 943 nucleotides. RefSeq names its product collagen alpha-1(XII) chain-like. The record is from RefSeq and is a predicted model, not a curated record. NCBI's taxonomy places the organism in Eukaryota, Metazoa, Chordata, Actinopteri, Anguilliformes, Congridae. Gene Ontology annotation, molecular function: protein binding. The transcript has 5 exons. Bases 201 to 836 code for a protein of 211 amino acids.
CUGUGACGCGUUCCAGAGGAUAUCCAAGGAAUUGACGCAGUCCAUCUGUCUGAGAAUUGAGCAGGAACUUCUAAAUAUUAAGAAAAGGAGUUUAUUUCCACCAAGGUCGCUGACGUUCUCAGAGGUGAUAUCCAGAAGUUUCCGGGCCAGCUGGCUCUCAAACAGCACGAACGUUCUGUCCUACUUGGUGCAGUUCAAAAAUGCAGAAGACCCAAAUGGAGAAUAUGUGUCCAUUUCAGUGCCUGGGGGGUGGGUGUUUGUUUUUCCAUGUGUUUCCUGCAAGACAGGAAGCUGAAGAUCAUGGUCUCGAGUGUGUAUUUCGUCCGCGACGAGACCAUGUCCAGCAUGCGGCUGACCUGGGAUCCGGUGCCAGGCAACGUGCUGCAGUACCGUGUGGCCUAUCAGCCUGUGGUGGGAGGAGAGAGGAAGGAGAUCUCUGUGAAGGGAAACACCCCGGCUGCACUGCUGAAGAACCUGCAGUCGCCACCGAGUACAACCUGUCUGUCACCGCCCGCUACUCCACCGGCCUCAGUGACCCGCUGAUCGGACGAGGGACCACUCUCGAGGCUCUGGCGGGUGCCAAAACUUUGGCUGAGUCUGAGGAGACAGAGAGGAGCAUGAAGGUAACAUGGCAGCCAGCGCCGGGCAAAGUGGUGAGCUACCGGGUGACGUACCGACCCAAGAUGGGAGGGAAACAGCUGGCGGCCAAGGUGCCGGGAAACACCACCUCCACGGUCCUGAAAAAGCUGCAGCCCUUGACCGCUUACGACAUCACGGUGCACCCGAUCUACAAGCGAGGAGAAGGAAAAGCAAGUUUCACCUUUCAAGGGUCCUAGAAACCUCCAGACUUCAGAGCCAACAAACACCAGUUUUCGGGUUAGCUGGGACCCCGCCCCAGGGGAUGUGCGAGGGUAAAAAAGUGACGUUUGACCCCAGCGAGAAC